AUGCAAACUUUGGAACUCUUGGUCCUACCUGAUCGUGAUAACCUCAUCCGAAUCUUCGAUCUCUCUAACUAUUUCCGACAACCUGGAAAAAAUGUGUAUUCUGAUCUUUUAACAGAUAUCAAUUCCGCCGAUGCAUUCGGUGUGCACUAUGCGGCUCAAUCAUCGAUAAUGCAGACGACUUUACAGGCAAUUAGAAAACAGGCAGAAAUCGACAAGCACGAAAUAAAAACGAUCGAAGUGCAAAGCGAAGAAAACAUAUACAACGCUGAUGGGAACAAUACCCAUCAUUAUUCUUGUCCAUCAAUUGCAUUGACAUCCGUGGAAGAUUUCUGUUCGGAGAAUGGUUUCAAAGUUGGAAUCUCAUCAAUCCAGCCGACGAAGUUUGACGAUGAAAAACACUUCUUGACACCACAACUUGACUAUCCAAAUUAUAAACACACUUACAAUUCAUUCUCGGGAGUACCGAAUUCCUCCAGAAUCAUGUCAUUGCCCAAAUAUCUCGUUGGUCAUCAAAACUCAAACCAGCACAAUUCGUUGAAGUUGGUUCCCUUCGAUUAG
Messenger RNA from Adineta ricciae, 558 nucleotides. NCBI's taxonomy places the organism in Eukaryota, Metazoa, Rotifera, Eurotatoria, Adinetida, Adinetidae. The record is from the annotation of a GenBank genome assembly.